GCAGAGAAAAAGCAGUCCUAACAUGGAAGUGGAGCUGUGUUUCUGACACUGUAUGAAGAUCCAGAAGCGGAAGCAGCCAUGUCAGAGAAGAAGCCAAGAAGCUCGGACACACGUCCCAAGAGUGGCCUCCGCAGUUGGAGCGCGGACAGCUAUGUGUGGCGAGCGAAGAAACGCUCCCGGAGUUCUCGUAACGAGUCGAGUCCGGGAGGGAUGGAGGUGGAGGGGACGGAGGAGCUGGGUGUGCGUUCAGGAUCCUGUCCAAGGAGGCGCAGAGAGAGAAAGUGCAGCUGCAGCACUCUUGGGGAUGCAUUGACAUCUGGAGACAUUGAUGUAGUUUGCCGGAAGGCUUUGUCCCGCCGCUCUCUGAGGCAGAAGUUUCAGGAUGCUGUGGGUCAGUGUUUGCCUCUGCGCUCCCAUCAUCAUCACCAUCAUCACCACCUUCAUCCACCAGGCUCUUCCAGACCUUUCUCUGUGCUCUUCUGGUCCAAACGCAAGAUUCAUGUCUCUGAGCUCAUGCAGGACAAGUGUCCCUUUUCUCCCAAAUCUGAACUGGCACGAUGUUGGCACCUUAUCAAAAAUAAUGCAACUAAUUCAAAUUCCCUGAAAGACAUGGAGACACCCCUCAAACCCAAUGUCUCAACUUCCUCCUCCUCCCCACCUCAAACCCCCCUCUCCUGGGACGACAUCUGCUGCUCUCCUGGGACUGCAAGCACCAGCCUGGAGGACUGGAACCCGUCUUGUCCUCACGGGGGAGCAGAUGGCAGCUGUGGCCACACUGACUACAUCCUGGUCCCAGAUCUCCUGCAGAUCAACAACAGCUCCUGUUACUGGGGUGUGUUGAACCGUUUUGAGGCUGAGGAGCUACUGGAGGGCAAACCAGAGGGGACGUUUCUGCUCAGAGACUCUGCCCAGGAUGAGUUCCUCUUCUCGGUCAGCUUUCGGCGGUACAGUCGCUCCCUGCAUGCUCGAAUCGAGCAGAACGACAAGCGUUUCAGCUUUGACGUUCGUGACCCGUGCAUGUACCGGGACCCCAGUGUGACCGGACUUCUGAGACACUACAGUGACCCGGCCACCUGCCUCUUCUUUGAGCCCCUCCUUUCCCUGCCACUACCGAGGACCUUCCCCUUCACCCUCCAGCACCUGUCCAGAGCUAUAAUCUGUAGCUGCACCACCUACCAGGGCAUAGACUGUCUGCCACUGCCUCCUCAGCUCAGGGACUUCCUCAGGCAGUACCACAUAAAGUGUGAUGGAGCCUGUGCUGUAUGACAGUUCAAAUAUGGCCUCACAUGAAGGAGGGCAAAGAUCAGACGAGCAUAGACUGGUUCACAUGGCAAAGAGCCAAGACUAUAGAUAAUGAAUUCCA
Messenger RNA from Notolabrus celidotus (New Zealand spotty), 1363 nucleotides. RefSeq names its product suppressor of cytokine signaling 4 (gene socs4). The record is from RefSeq and is a predicted model, not a curated record. Gene Ontology annotation, molecular function: 1-phosphatidylinositol-3-kinase regulator activity. Gene Ontology annotation, biological process: phosphatidylinositol phosphate biosynthetic process; intracellular signal transduction. NCBI's taxonomy places the organism in Eukaryota, Metazoa, Chordata, Actinopteri, Labriformes, Labridae. Gene Ontology annotation, cellular component: phosphatidylinositol 3-kinase complex. Bases 79 to 1266 code for a protein of 395 amino acids. The transcript is spliced from 2 exons.